AUGAGUUCAGCAAUUCUUGUUCGAGAUCAUGUCGAAGAUAACGCAAUUACUCCUGCUCGUCCCAGAGGUCGUCAGAUCGGUCAAGUUGUUGCCCCAUACCGUUCCAGAGUACCCGUUAACGUAAUUGCAACUGAAUUAGACCAUUUAUCAGGAAGACCUGAGGAUACAGAAAGAUAUGUUGGUGAGGAACUCGGUGUUUUUCAAUUGGUUGAUCUCAAGUGUAAUGUUGCGGGUUGCCAAAAGGACAUGUAUCGUAAGUGGAGGGAGAAUCGUGGAAGAUAUUAUUAUCAUUGCAACGGUAGUAGCGAUACGCACAAGAAACGUUAUCAAUCAGCUGCCAAGAACACCUUUUUUUAUCGCAGAAAACUUAGAAUCGAUUUGUCUUACCGCAGUCUCAAUCAAUACGUGGAAAACUCUUCAAUCACAAAAGUUCAUGGUAGAUACACGAUAUCUCUCCCUGCCGUUGGAAAAUUAACCAAGGACGUCAAUACUCUUAUGCUCUGUGAUUACGUCAACAGAAACAUGCCCUUUCGUCUAGGCUCUUCACCUGAUUGCGAUCAUAUCCAGAUCGACGAAUCAAAGUUUGGUAAACGUAAGCACCACCGAGGACAUCGCGUUGAGGGUGUCUGGGUGUUCGGUAUGGUGGAAGCCAUUAAAGUCGGUGAGGAGGUGUCCAAGACCAACGGCCGUUUUACAAGAAGCCUUUGUUUCGUGCUGGCCGAUUUUUAUGGUUGGAAGGGAUAUGACUUUAUGCAUCCCCCUGAUGUUCUUUUGGAGGAUGGAACCUACGAAAAUAACGAAGGCCGGUACGAAGAUGGUGAUUAUUACUUCAGACAACACCAAGUUGUUAAUCACUCAAAAAGUUUUGGUACCAAGGAUCAGGUUAGGUAUUGUGCGGAGAAACUUUUGGAGUAUCUGUGGAAAAAAGAAAAUCCAAGCGUUUUGGAAGGAUUGAAUCGUGCGUUGAAGGAGGUAGUAUACACUUCUGGUACAGUAGGUCCAAUUGCAGAGCUUAACGUACCGCAAUUGUUUACAAGAGGGGAAAAUGGACUCUGUCCAGAGCGCCAACGUCAGCAUGAAGCCCGCUUGGAAUCUCGUCGUGUCGCCUGGAUUCGACGCAAUCCGAAUGGAGCUGAAAAUGAUGCUAGCUCAUCCGGCAGUGAUGACGAAGGUCACUCGUCCAAUAGCAAUGCUUCCGAAGGCAGUAAAGAUUCUGACUGGAGUGGUAACAAAGACAAUGACAUGGGUGAGUGGAACGAAUCUGGUGCAGAUGAUCUUCCUGUUCAACAAGCCGAAGCCAAUCCAGAAGCAAGCCAAGACAAUCAGCGUAGAAGCGUAACUGCAGCAAGUGGUACAAGAAGAGCAACUAGAGCAACAGUCGCUUCCUCCCAGGCUGAAACCUCUUCAGCCUCAUCUGGUUUUUUCCCGUAG
Messenger RNA from Mucor mucedo, 1431 nucleotides. RefSeq lists its product as uncharacterized. The record is from RefSeq and is a predicted model, not a curated record. The transcript is spliced from 4 exons. The coding region runs from base 1 to 1431 and encodes 476 amino acids. NCBI's taxonomy places the organism in Eukaryota, Fungi, Mucoromycota, Mucoromycetes, Mucorales, Mucoraceae.